AUGGGAUGUGGCACUUCUGUUACGAGUAGCCAGGUGAAAAAAUCAGAGAAAGCCAUUAAAGCAGCUAUCCUCAUUCAGAGGUGGUAUCGUUCUUAUGUGGCCCGGCUGGAGAUGAGGCGGCGAUAUGCAUUGAGUAUUUUUCAGUCAAUUGAAUAUGCAGAAGAGCAAGCUCAGAUGCAGCUUUCCAACUUUUUCACAUUCAUGCUGGACCAUUUUACUCAGCCCAAUGAGCCUGAUUCAGGUAAGAAAAAAUGCAAAACUAAGGACGCUCACAAUUCACUUACCACUGAUAAUAGUGUACCUGAUUCUGAUGAGAUGAUGGGAGAAUAUGAAAGGACAAUAGAAAUACCGGACUCCUACUAUGGGCCUCAUCUCUGUUUCCCCCUCACCGUUGCUGAUACUAAUGCACUCCUUCAGGCUUUCAAGUAUCGACAGCAACUUCAUGCUCGAUAUGUACUUCAGCUGCUGCACGAGACCAGGAAAGUUCUUCAGCAGAUGCCAAACAUCACUCACUUGUCAACCUCCUAUGUCAAGGAAAUAACAAUCUGUGGUGAUUUACAUGGAAAACUGGAUGAUCUUUUGCUGAUAUUCUACAAAAAUGGUCUUCCUUCAGAAGAGAACCCCUACAUUUUCAAUGGUGACUUUGUUGACAGAGGGAAAAAUUCCGUAGAAAUACUUAUCAUCCUAUUUGCAUUUCUUGUUGUCUACCCCAACCAUUUUCAUUUGAACAGAGGGAACCAUGAAGACCAUAUAAUGAAUCUUAGAUAUGGUUUCACAAAAGAAGUUAUGAAGAAGUACCGGUCCUAUGGCAAAAAAAUUUUGCGACUUCUACAAGAUGUUUACAGCUGGCUUCCACUUGCAACUAUAGUUGACAAUAAAGUUCUUAUUUUACAUGGUGGGAUCUCAGACACCACUGAUUUGAAUUUCCUGAACUUGUUUCAGAGAAACAAGCUGAAAACUCUGCUGAGACCACUGAAGUCAAAUACAGAGACAAACCAUGAACCACAGGGACCUAGUUUAAUCGAAGAGUGUUCCAACCUCAGAGAAGUCAAGAAGUGCCUUUCUAGGCAGGACAUCACUAAGUCUUCAUCAUCAUCAUCUAGUGAGAGAAAACAAUACUGUAGAGAUGGAGCUGGUGCCAAAGAGCAUGUCAACCUUCCUGGCAGAACCCAUUCUAGCCCACUUGGGGAGCAGCAGGAUCUUGAGUCCAGAGUUACUACUACAGCAUGCACAUCUCCAGAUUUAACAACCAAGGAGUGGAAGCAAGUGUUAGAUAUUCUUUGGAGUGAUCCUAAACACCAAAAUGGUUGUGCACCAAACAAAUAUCGAGGAGGAGGUUGCUACUUUGGACCAGAUGUUACUGCCAGGUUGCUCAAGAGAUAUAAUUUGAAGAUGCUCAUCAGGUCCCAUGAAUGCAAACAGGAAGGCUAUGAGAUCUGCCAUAAUGGAAAGGUUAUCACUAUUUUUUCUGCCUCUAACUAUUAUGAAGAAGGAAGCAAUCGUGGGGCUUACAUCAAACUAAAUCCAGAUCUGAUCCCCCGUUUUGUUCAAUAUCAAGUCAACAAAGGCACACGCAAAAAGACUAUUCAUCAGAGAGUGAGUACAGUUGAGCUAUCUGCCUUGAAGAGUUUACGUGAGAAAAUUUACGCACACAAAUCAGAACUUGUUGCAGCUUUUAGAAAGUAUGAUCCAAAUGAUACAGGGAAGAUUUCUCCUAGUCAAUGGGCUUCAGCUGUAGAGUCUGUGCUACAUCUUGACCUCCCCUGGAGAACUCUGCGUUCUCGGCUGGUUCAUCUUGCCCAAGAUGGAAGUGUGGAAUACCUUUCAUCUUUUGAUGCUUUAGAAAUUGAACUACCCAUCAAAGAGGUUCAGCCGUCUUUGGUGGAAACCCUGUGUAGAUACAAAGCUGAUCUUGAGAUCAUCUUUAAUAUGAUUGACAAAGAUCACUCAGGUCUUAUCUCUAUUGAUGAGUUCCGCCAGACAUGGAAGCUCUUCAACCUACACCUGAACAUUGAUGUAGAUGAUGAAUCUAUUGACAGCUUAGCCCGAAGCAUUGAUUUUAAUAAAGAUGGCAACAUUGACUUCAAUGAAUUUCUAGAAGCCUUUCAUGUGGUUCAUAAAUUUGAGAACAAGAUCAGUGAGUAAAGAAGCAGAAUUCACAUAUGGAAAGCUGACAAGGAGCUUCUGUGAUAUCACAUCUUGCUAAGAAAUUACGUUAAAAAGACUUCCUUCUCAAAACUGAAAUGGUGGAAUGAACCAUUUUUAAAAAAGAAUGCCUACAGGAUAAUAUCAAGCACUACAUGAUAAUUAGUAAAUAUCCUGGCAGCAGAAUACUAAGAAAGAGAAACAAAAGUGAACAGAUGGAUCAAUAUAAUUUAAAACCAACAAAAGAGGUACAUUCUCAACAAUGACCAUAGCAGUGCCAUAUUUGCACGGUUAUUCCUCUCAGUACUGCUCUGAGAUAUGUUAAUUGUCUUACCCGAGCAUACAUUGAUGUAGGAGGAAAAAUGAGUGCCAUUAUAUGAGAAAAACAUUGUCCAUAUUACUGGUAUUGAGUGUCCAGCUGAGCUCCACAUGGGAAAAUAGAUUGUUCCACAAUCUGCAUCUAUCCUGGCGUAUUUCCGUAUGUGCUGGGUUUUUUCCUAUACUAACAUAUACCAUUGUAUGGAAAAGCCAAGUGUGAAAAAGCACAGUUAUU
This is a messenger RNA of Eublepharis macularius, 2698 nucleotides long. It is a transcript of the gene PPEF1, whose product is annotated as protein phosphatase with EF-hand domain 1. Gene Ontology annotation, molecular function: calcium ion binding; protein binding; iron ion binding. Gene Ontology annotation, cellular component: cytosol; nucleus. The record is from RefSeq and is a predicted model, not a curated record. Gene Ontology annotation, biological process: detection of stimulus involved in sensory perception. The transcript is spliced from 17 exons. The coding region runs from base 1 to 2145 and encodes 714 amino acids. NCBI's taxonomy places the organism in Eukaryota, Metazoa, Chordata, Lepidosauria, Squamata, Eublepharidae.